Molecule: messenger RNA, 3314 nt
Organism: Gastrolobium bilobum
Lineage: Eukaryota; Viridiplantae; Streptophyta; Magnoliopsida; Fabales; Fabaceae
Product: putative disease resistance protein RGA3
Exons: 3
Coding region: 20-2614 (864 amino acids)
Biological process (GO): defense response to other organism
Molecular function (GO): ADP binding
Source: RefSeq, a predicted model, not a curated record
UCAUCUCUCCCCCAAAGUCAUGGCCGAACCCCUUCUCUUCAGCGUCGCAGACUCGCUCAUUAUUAAGAUUGCUUCUCGUGCUGUUCAAGGAGCUUCUUUGGUUCGGGGUGUGCACGAAGAUCUGCUAGAGCUCAAAGAAACUGUGUCAUUCAUCAAAGCUGUGCUGUUGGAUGCAGAGCAAAAGCAGCAACAGAACAAUGAGUUGCGUGUGUGGCUCGGACAGAUUAAGCGUGUUUUCUAUGAUGCCGAAGACCUAAUCGAUGAUUAUGAGUAUGAAUCAUUACAUAAGAAGGUGGUCAACGCUAACGGUAGCAACACAAGAAAGGUAUGCUGGUUCUUCUCAACUUCAAUUCCUCUUGUUUAUCGUCUUAGAAUGGCGAGUCAAAUAAAAGAUAUCAAAAAAAGAUUAGACAUGGUUGCCGCUGAUAGGCAUAAGUUUGGCCUUCAAACCAUUGAGAAUGAUACACGUGUUGUGCAUAGGAGGGAAAUGACUCACUCCCAUGUUGAUGCUUCAGAUGUGAUAGGAAGGGAACAUGAUAAAGAUAAAAUUUUAGAGCUUUUGUUACAACAUGGUGAGGAUAAAAGUCUCGCUGUUAUCCCCAUCGUGGGAAUCGGAGGCUUGGGGAAGACUACACUUGCACAGUUGGUGUUUAAUGAUGAGAGAAUAGAUAAGUGUUUCCCUUUAAAGAUGUGGGUGUGUGUGUCUCAACAUUUUGAACUUGAGGAUUUGCUUCGUAAAAUUCUCAAGUCAGAUGAUACGGGUAGUAGUAUUUCUGCUCCUACCCUAACUCACCUGGAGAGCUUUAAAAGUUGUGAUGUGGAGCAACUACAACGUUUAGUAAGGAAUAAACUUGCUGGUAAAAAGUUCUUGGUUGUCUUGGAUGACGUAUGGAACGCUGAUCGUGCUAAAUGGGUUGAGUUGAGGAAUUUACUACAAGGAGGUGCUAAAGGAAGUAAAGUCCUUGUAACUACACGUGGCCACUCAAUUGCUACCAUGAUGAUGACCACUAAUUCAUAUUACAAUUUAGAAGUCCUUUCUCAAGAUGAUUCCUUGUCCCUAUUUGUCAAAUGGGCUUUUAAAGAAGGAGAAGAGGGGAGGUAUCCAGAAUUGUUGGAGAUUGGGAAAGAAAUCGUGAAAAAAUGCGGUGGGCUUCCAUUGGCAGUGAGAACAUUAGGGAGUUCAUUAUUCUUGAAAGUUGAUAUGAAAGACUGGGAGUCUGUUAGAGACAAUGAGAUUUGGAAUUUACCACAAAAUGAAGGUGACAUUCUGCCUGCUUUAAAAUUUAGUUAUGAUCAACUACCUUCAUAUUUAAAACGAUGUUUUGCUUGCUUCUCCCUUUUUCCAAAGGACUUUGUAUUCUGCGAUGCUCAUGUUACUCGGCUUUGGGAGGCACAUGGAUUUCUUCCAUCACCAAACAAGAACAAAACAGUGGAUGAUGUUGGCAAUGAAUUUUUGCAUGAGCUACAUUCAAGAUCUUUUCUUCAAGGUUUUAUUGACUAUGGUCCUGGUUGUCAAUUUAAAUUACACGAUUUGGUGCAAGAUCUUGCAUUGUUUGUUGCAAAGGAUGAGUUUCAACUCAUAAAUUCCCGUAGUCAGAAUAUAUUUGAGAACGCCCAUCAUUUGUCAUUUGUCAAAAAUGAUUUGCCUGGUCAAACUUCCUUUCCAAGAGGUCUGAGAACCAUAUUUUUUCCUGUGGGAGCCAACAAUGAAGCUUUCUUGAAUACAUUGGUGUCGAGGUGUAAAUACUUGCGAUUUUUGCAAUUAUCUAAUUCUGAGUAUGAGAGUUUGCCCCGCUCUAUUGGUAAGUUGAAACAUUUAAGAUAUCUCAGUGUUUCAAAUAAUCAAAAGCUGAAGAGUCUCCCUAAUUCAUUGAGCAAUCUCCAAAAUCUGCAAGCUUUGAACCUCCAUGAAUGCACAAAGCUACAAACACUGCCCAAAGGAAUAGGAAACUUGAUUAGCCUUCGAGUUUUGAGUAUAAGCACAAAGCAAUCUGAUUUUCCGAACAAAGAUAUUGAAAAAUUGACUUCUCUAGAAGUUUUAAGUUUAGCUUUUUGUGACAAUUUGGAGUCAUUGUUCGAAGGGAUGCAACUUCCUAAUCUUAAAUGGCUUACUAUUAAAACUUGUCGGAGUCUUAAGUCUUUGGCACUUUGUGCUACUCCAAACCUAGAGAAUUUGUAUAUUAUGAAGUGCGAUAAGUUGGAAUUGUCAAAGGACCUUGAUAACCAAAUUCUUGAGUUAAGGUUAAAAUUACUGUACCUUAGUAAUUUGCCACAGCUGGUGACUUGGCCUCAAUGGCUUCAAAGAUCUGCGGCCACAUUACAUUCCUUGAAGAUUGAUAACUGUGACAAUCUGAAGGAGCUUCCCCAGCAGUUGUCAGCUUCGACUUGUCUCAAAAUACUUUCAAUUGGGAAUUGUCCAAAGUUGCAAUCACUCUCUAAUGAUAUGCAUCACUUCCCCAACCUUGAAUAUUUAGUAAUUGAAAAAUGUCCUGAACUAUACAGAAGAUACCAGCAUGAAGUUGGACCGGAUUGGCCCAAAAUAUCGCACAUCAAAAGAGUUUACAUUCAUGAAUUUGAGAAGAGGAAUUCUCUGAUAAAGAGGUCAAAAGUUUAAGUGGUCACAGGAAAUUGGGUAUACACAAGAAAGUGAAGUCACCAUUGUCGGGUAAAGAAUGCAGGUUGAAGUCAGCAUCUGAAAUUGCAUGGCUCUCUGAUCACAGGAAAUGGGGGAUACACAAGAGAGUGAAGACACCAUUGUCGGGUAAAGAAUGCAUGUUGAAGUCGGCAUCUGCAAUGGCAUGGCUCUCUGGUUCAUAUUGCUAAGUAUUCUUGGAAGUCCUACAUUUGUUGUUCGCUUGGAUUGCAUGUCAUUGUGUCAGUGGUUCAGUUGGUGUUAAAUGGACUACUGUUCUGCCGAUGAUCUCAGGAAAUGGGGGAUACACGAGAGAGUGAAGACACCAUUGUCGGGUAAAGAAUGCAUGUUGAAGUCAGCAUCUGCAAUAGCAUGGCACUCUGGUUCAUAUUGCUAAGUAUUCUUGAAAGUCCUACAUUUGUUGUUCGCUUGGAUUGCAUGUAAGUGUUAGUGGUUCAGUUUGUUGGGUUCAAAUCCUUUUUGGGAUUCAAACAUUUAAUUUUAGAGAAGUAGUUCAGUUUGUUGAGUCCAAAUGCUAGCUAUCGUUCUUCUUCCUUAUUAUCCCCUGCCCUUUUGUUUCAUCCCUGUCCCCUUCCUUUAUCUGCUCUGUUCUAGUGUCUCAUUGUAUGGUGAACUAUCUCUUGGACAAAAUUGCUGAUGUUUCUUGCUUGCAAUGCACAGG